This is a messenger RNA of Besnoitia besnoiti, 1974 nucleotides long. Its product is annotated as PP-loop family protein. Gene Ontology annotation, cellular component: cytosolic tRNA wobble base thiouridylase complex. The coding region runs from base 1 to 1974 and encodes 657 amino acids. Lineage: Eukaryota; Apicomplexa; Conoidasida; Eucoccidiorida; Sarcocystidae. The record is from RefSeq and is a predicted model, not a curated record. The transcript has a single exon. Gene Ontology annotation, biological process: tRNA wobble position uridine thiolation. Gene Ontology annotation, molecular function: tRNA binding.
AUGAAGGAAGCCGCGAGUUCCCCGCCGCAUCCGGUGGAUGCCGAGCCUGCCGCCGCAUCUGGGCCUUCAGUCACUUUUGCGUCUCCCUCUGCAUGUUCCUCUACUGCCCUCGCUGCUUCGUCGUCGUCUUGCUCGAGCAAGGCUUUUCCACCUAUGCGGUGUCAGUUUUGCGGCUCGCCGCGCGUGAGCCUGGUUCGCGUAGCCUCUCGUUUGCGCAGCUGCCGCAGCUGCUUCAUCCGCGCGUUCGAGGAUGAAGUUUUGGCGUUCAUUCGGCAGUUUUCGCUCCUCCGUCGCGGCCAAAAGGUCGCGGUCUGCGUGUCUGGCGGCAAAGACUCCGUCGUCCUGCUUCACGUCCUCCACACACUGAACGAGCGCGAGAACUUGGGGCUCAGCCUGCACCUCCUCGCCGUCGACGAAGGCAUCAAAGGCUACCGCGAUCACGCACUCGCCUCCGUCCAGCGAAACAGCCAACUCUAUCAGCUGCCUCUCCAUGUGGUCUCUUACGACGCCCUCUAUCAGGGAUGGACUAUGGAUCGGAUCGCCGCACAGGAUCUCGCGAUGCGCAAAGCCUCACCUCCUCAGGACGACGCUAAGACGGGCUCGGCCUCAGCUGCUGAGGCUUGCGCGGCCUCCGCCGCCGCGUCUUCUCGCCUUCUGUCCUCUGCGUCUGGGAGUCGGUUGUGCUCGUGUCGUGGGGGGGGAGGCGUCGGCGGCGCAAGCUGCGCCGGCGCGCCCAGAGACGCAGAGGGGCAACAACCAUCUUCCAGUUCAGGCGACCGCGACCAGAUCCCCUCAUGUUGUCCUUCCGCUUCGUCGUCUUCUGCAGCGUCGGUGGCGGAGAAGAGGGGUCGCGGCGAAGGCGACAAGGCGAGCGGUGGGAAGGGCUUUACGCACAGUUGCACCUUCUGCGGGAUUUUUCGACGGCAGGCGUUCGAGCGCGGCGCGCAGGACAUCGGCGCCGAUGUGCUGUGCACGGGGCACAACGCAGACGACGGGGCUGAAACGUUUCUGAUGAACAUUUUGCGUGGAGACGUGCAGCGGCUGCCGGUCUCCGGCGCGCCGCUCACGGGCUCGAGCGAGGGGCCGAGCGUGAUGCGCGUCAAGCCGCUGUUCGCUGCGUACCAGAAGGAAAUCGUGCUUUACGCGCACUUCACCCGCCUGGACUACUUCGCCACCGAGUGCACGUAUAGCGGCGCCGCCUACCGCGGGCUCGUCCGCAACUUUCUCUCGUCGCUCCAAGAUCACCACCAGCAACAGAGAGUCCUCGACCUCCUCCGGGCGGCGCGCAUGCUGUGGCAGCCGCCGGCCCCCGCCUUGCCCGCGAGGGAAGAGAAGGAAGGGCUCGUGAGUGCUCGAGGCGGAGGUCGUGAGGGCGAUGAAGCAGAUGUGGUCUGUGGAGGAGGGCGAGGAGAGACGGAGAAGAGGGGUUCUGAGGAGGACGCAGCGUGGGUAGAGGACGCGAGUUCGACUGAGGCAUGCGGUCUGCCGUCUGCGGAACCCGACUCCGCCUCUUUGGAGGUUGAGUCACCGCAGCCCGCGCCGCACACUCGCGCUUCUUCAGUGUCGGGUGCCGCGGCCUCCUCUAAAUCAGCUUCCUGUUCGUGCAUUUCUGCUGGAAGAAACCCACGCGCGCGGAGAGAAUCGGCCCAAGCAGAAAGAGAGAGACACCCUCCUCAGAAACCCGACGAUCUGCGCCCGUGCGUCCUCUGCGGCUUCCUCACAAAGAACGACUUCUGUCGCGCCUGCGCGCUCGUGAAGGCGCUGAACGAAAACAAGCUCAACUUUGUCGGGCUCAGCGCGAGGAAGGCGGGUCGGCUGAUGGACGGCGAAGGCAACAAACCAAAGAAAAAGGCCGAAAAACGUAACGGGCGCGCGGGGGCAAGCGCCUGCGAAAAGGGACUGCCUCAAAGAGAGCAACAAGCCUGCGGUGGCGGCGACAGAACCGAAGGCUUGCGGGGUUCGCUCGCGUGGUGA